This is a messenger RNA of Durusdinium trenchii, 751 nucleotides long. The record is from the annotation of a GenBank genome assembly. Lineage: Eukaryota; Dinophyceae; Suessiales; Symbiodiniaceae.
AUGAUGCUGGACAUGGGUCUCCAAUACCUAACCCUACACCUCCAGUCGUACCUCCUUAGGUUCGGUAUGACUGGACCCGACUGGCACCCGGGCCCCGGUCGUCCCACCGAACCGAAGGCCUAGGGUUAAAGAGUUCGGAGUCGACAUGGAGGCCUCCGACGUCGGGUGCUCCGACCAGUUCGACCAACUUAGGUCGCAAUCCAGACCGCCCGCCGACAAGGUGCCCAAGAAGGCGGUGUUGCAGCCGCCGACGCCCGACAAGCCCUUCCUCAACGAGAAUGGCCUGGACUUGAUGAAGCUCUCCGACGCAGAGCUGGCUGCCGUGGUGCCGCUCAACGAGAAGGGCGAACGGACGUCCAUCGGAGCCCUAAAGCAUCCGGAUCAUUGUAGCCGCUGCAUUUUCUGGUUCCGCAAUGUCUGUGAGAAGGGGAUCCGCUGCGAGUUUUGCCACUUUCAGCACCCCGGACAGGUGGCCAAGAAGAUUCGUCCCAGCAAGUCCUUCCGGAUGAAGCAGAAGGAGAUGCAGAACGCUGCGAGUACGUGACGAACACCACGGGUUUCCGGUGGUGUUGAGCCAGAGAGGCCCAACACUCUUCGUAGCACGCACGCACGAUUUGCGCCCGGAGCGGAUGUUCGGUCCAUAGUCCUGUUCAUCCGCAAAUCCAUGCGAGUAGCUCGUGUGGCAUCAGAGGAGUGUUUCGGGGCAUAUCCCCACAGGUCAGCGAAGGACCUGAUUUUACUGGAGUUCCUG